Messenger RNA from Mercenaria mercenaria, 1303 nucleotides. Its product is annotated as transient receptor potential cation channel subfamily V member 6-like. Lineage: Eukaryota; Metazoa; Mollusca; Bivalvia; Venerida; Veneridae. The record is from RefSeq and is a predicted model, not a curated record. The transcript is spliced from 3 exons. Bases 1 to 1266 code for a protein of 421 amino acids.
AUGGAAAAUAAUGUAUCAACACCAAGAUCGCAAGUUAAAGUUAAGGAGGUAACCUACCUCCUUAAGUCUUCAAGAUGCAAAGAGCAAAUUCGAAUAUUGUAUGCAGGAUUAGAAAAACUUGCGCGGCUUGAGCAUGUUGAGGAAAACGAGGAAGAUGCCACGAUUUUAAAAAGUUUUACGACUUUUUUUGAAAAAGCAAAGAACAGUCAGACAAAGAAGAUAAAGCCAAAAUUUCGACAUUUAUUUGACAACGAAAUACUCGAUGGAACGUUUAACGAUCGGCACAGAGCCAUUUCGCUGUUGCAGAAACAAGAAGACAGCCCUAUCAAUGGUGAUACUAUUCUUUUACGUGCAAUGUCAAUAAAUGUAGCAAAAGAAAGCUCACACGAAGAAACACUGGACAAGAUAAUAGAGAUGCUUAUCGCCCAAUGUCCCGAGCUAAUUGUUUUUCCUAAGGACAAUUUAGCCCACAAAGGAAUAACGCCAGUGCAUCUCGCCAUUCUUAAAGAAAAUAAAGAGAUUUUGUUACACAUGGCAAAUACUCUUCAAGAAAUAGAUGAAAGGAGACUUCCACAGGAACAAAUACUUGGAAUUUGCGCCGUAGGACCUGUAUUUCAAGAUACGGUCAUGAUGGCUGGAACCCCACUUGGAGUUGCUGCACUAAAGUUCAAUAGAGAGAUUUUUGCUUUGGUAUUUGAACGCUUUUCUUCAGGUCUGGAUGUUACAAACGAUAAAGGUGACAACAUUGUUCAUUCUCUGAUCAAGUAUGCUUACGUACAGCCAGACAAACUCAAUGAUGUUCUUGAAAUGCUGAGCUACGUGUUACAAUGUGAAUUCAUGACUGAAAUUCAUGAAAAGAAGGAAUUUGAAAUGUGGAAAAUUAGAAAACAGGCACGAAAAUUGCUGAUGAUGACGAACAAAGAAAAACUGAAUCCCUUGCAACUGGCCGCCAAAAGACAGCAGUUUCGUAUUUUUGAAUUUAUCAUGCAAACCGAAGUCUACCGCUCAAGAGAAUCUGGCGAUGGUCUCUUCAAUGGAGAGGUUUAUGACAUCACUGAAAUAGAAACCCUGAACCUAGAAGAAGUUGCCGAAACAGAUGAAGAACAAAUCAAACUAGACCACCAUGAAUCAGUCAUGGAGUAUCUUGUCCAUCAUCAAACAAACAACGCUUUCCUAUUCGCAGACUUCGUACCUGUGAAAGAAGUGAUCAGGGAAAAAUGGAAGAGUUAUAAAUGGUGGUUUUUGGGAUGGUUGUUAUUCAUCUAAUUCUGAUGGUCCUUCUUUCUGUCGCUGCAGUCUACAG